Dipodomys spectabilis (banner-tailed kangaroo rat) is the source of this 882-nucleotide messenger RNA. It is a transcript of the gene Mrps12, whose product is annotated as mitochondrial ribosomal protein S12. The transcript is spliced from 2 exons. Lineage: Eukaryota; Metazoa; Chordata; Mammalia; Rodentia; Heteromyidae. The coding region runs from base 220 to 639 and encodes 139 amino acids. Gene Ontology annotation, molecular function: structural constituent of ribosome. Gene Ontology annotation, cellular component: small ribosomal subunit; ribosome. Gene Ontology annotation, biological process: translation. The record is from RefSeq and is a predicted model, not a curated record.
GGGGCUUCCCUCCGGCUCCCGCGUUUCUUUUACUUCCUUCCUGGGGGCAGGGACAGUCGGGACCUGUGUACCCCAGAGCAUCGAUUGAGGCUUGCAAUUAGACUCCUACAAGAAAGUUCCUUAGCUUUCACCAGAAAUCUGAGAGUGGGACGGGGAGGAUUUGACCUCUCUUCCUUUCUGAGUUUGUUGUCCCCUAACAGAGACGCCCCAGGUAGCGGGAUGUCCUGGCCUGGUCUUCUCCGUGGUCUCCACACGUCCCUAACUCAUGGCCUGGUCCUGGUUCCCCGGUUCUGGGUCACACGCUGCAUGGCUACCCUGAACCAGAUGCACCGUCUGGGGCCCCCUAAGAGGCCACCUCAGCGACUUGGCCCCACAGAGGGACGGCCACAGGUGAAAGGUGUGGUUUUGCGCACUUUCAUCCGCAAGCCCAAGAAACCCAAUUCAGCCAACCGCAAGUGCUGUCGAGUCCGACUCAGCACUGGCCAAGAGGCUGUCUGCUUCAUCCCCGGGGAGGGCCACACCCUGCAGGAACACCAGGUGGUCCUGGUGGAAGGUGGCCGCACCCAGGACCUGCCGGGAGUCAAGCUCAAAGUGGUGCGGGGCAAGUACGACUGUGGCCAUGUGCAGAAGAAGAAGUAAUGCGGGCAACGUGUUGGUUUGCGUGACCAAUCUUACUCAUGGGUUCAUACUCCAUUGGUGAUUCAUUAUCAGGACUGGCAUUAGCCUGCUGAGACUCUGGGGGUGAAUUGGAAAAGAAGCCCCCACUUCCAACAGCCACAGCUUCUGUGUUGAGGGCAUGGACAAUUUCUUUUUCUGCGACAGGCCACUGUUCUGCCAGCAUCUGAGCCCAGGGUCUAAUAAACAUGUCACCAGAACUGUCAA